Messenger RNA from Beauveria bassiana ARSEF 2860, 870 nucleotides. RefSeq lists its product as uncharacterized. Bases 1 to 870 code for a protein of 289 amino acids. The transcript has 2 exons. NCBI's taxonomy places the organism in Eukaryota, Fungi, Ascomycota, Sordariomycetes, Hypocreales, Cordycipitaceae. The record is from RefSeq and is a predicted model, not a curated record.
AUGUCGCGUCCGUACUCGAGCAGCACGACUGCCUCGCGCGUGGCCGGAGGGAUACCGUCGCGCGCGCACCGCGCCGCACCCAGGACGCUGAUCCCCGAGGGAGCGGAUCAUAAUAAUGGCCCGUCCCAGCGCACCUUUUUUAGCACGCUGAGCAUCCGGUCCGGCGGAGGGAUGGCGAAGCGGCUGUCUGGUCGGCCGUCGCAGCCCUCGACCUUUUACAGCGAGGCCACGCCGCCGGGCUCGUCGCAAGGGUUUGAGCCCGAGCCGCAAGACACCUAUGACGGCCGGUACGACCACGUGGCGCCACCGGCGCCGCUACCUGUCGCGACGAUCUGUGGCAUUCGGCGGCGCCGAUUUUUGAUUGUGCUAUGGGUGGUUGUUAUAGCAAUCAUAAUCGCCAUCGCUGUUCCGGUGGGCGUUGUUUUCGGAUUGCGGCGCAGUCGCCACAAGAACGAGUCUACGAACGCGACGAGCACAACCUCGCUUGCAUCUUUUGCUUCAAGUACGGCUCCCGCCGCAACCACGUCGACCGCCUCCCCAAGCGCCGCGUCGACGACGACGACGAGCGUCGUGGCCUGCCCCGACGCCAACAACACGCUGUACCUCGUGCCCGACAGUCAAAAGACAUUCAGACGCUUCUGCGGCAUCGACUACAGCGGAGUCGACCAGGCGCGCGACCUGGGCAGCGUGUGGACCACGACGGUGCAGGAGUGCAUCUUGCGGUGCGCCGACUUUUCGGGCUGCACGGCGUGUGGAUGGGGCGUCAUCGCCGACGACCCGGGCAGCGAGCACCGCUGCUGGCUCAAGGCGGACCUAAAGGCAUUGUACGGUGCUCGUCCAGGCUGGGAUCUUGCGAUAUUGGAGCAGUGA